AUGUUAAUCAACAUCAUCGCGCUCCUUUGUACGAGUGCAACUAGCACUGCGGCAAAGCAGCUAUGGUCAACCGAGCCUGCCGACUCGGCACACGUUGAGAUGACAGCAUAUCCCUUGGGCAACGGGAAACAAGGAGCCAUGCCAUUGGGCGUUGCAGGAAAUGAUAUCGUAUACCUCAAUCAUGACAGUCUAUGGUCAGGUGGCCCAUUUGCAAACAAGAACUAUGUCGGGGGAAAUCCCAAGUCUUCGCUUGCUGAGCAUCUCCAAGGGAUUCGAGAUUCCAUCUUCAAGGAUGGGACUGGAGGCAAUACCGAUGGCUAUGGAUCAUACCAGAUCUUGGGAAACCUGACUGUCAAUAUUGCUGGCACAGAGAAGAUCACGUCCUAUAGGCGCUCCCUGGAUCUUGAUACCGCGAUUCACGAGGUUCAGUACAAGUCGAACGGGGCUGAUUUCACAACGAUCCAAUUCUGCUCGUAUCCGGCAAAGGCCUGCGUCUAUUAUAUCGAAUCUUCUAAUGCAUUGCCGGAUGUGACGGUCGGGCUUCAAGAUCUAGCUCGUACAACGCCGCGCUCCAAGGCUUCAUGCUCCUCGGACGGUAUCCGACUUCAUGGCCAGACACAGGCUGAUCCUAAUGAGGGAGAAAUUGGUAUGUUAUUUGAUGCGCAUGUUCAAGUUGUUACUUCCUCGUCAAUGGACUGCAACCCAUCAAAUGAUAUUGUUGUCAGCGGAAACACUGCAAAGUCACUACUGCUUGUCGUCGGCACAGGCACCAACUAUGACCAGACAAAGGGAAACAGCGACAACAAGUACUCGUUCAAAGGUCCGGAUCCGUAUCAAAACGUUCUUUCAACUGUACAGGCAGCGUCCGAAGAAUCCUAUGAGUCCCUUCGCAAAAGCCACAUCACCGAUCACCAGUCUUCCAUGCAUCAAUUUACCUUGGAUCUUCCAGAUCCAAAGAAGUCUGCCGAUGUCGAUACAACUACGUUGAUGAAGAAUUAUUCCACUGAGGAUGGAGAUCCAUUUGUCGAAUCUUUGAUCAUAGAUUACGCCAAGUAUCUAUUUAUCGCAUCUUCUAGACCAGGUUCCCUUCCUCCUAAUUUGCAAGGAAAUUGGGCACCCAACAUGGCUCCUCCAUGGAGCGCCGAUUACCACAUAAAUGUGAAUCUACAAAUGAACCAUUGGCACACCGAAAUGAUGGGGUUAGGAGACCUAAUGAGCCCCUUGUGGGAUCACAUGAAGAAUACUUGGGUACCAAGAGGUACUGAGAGCGCAAAGCUCUUCUAUGGCGCAGAUGGCUGGGUUACACACACCAACUUGAACAUAUUUGGACAUACAGCGCAGGAGAAUGAUGCUUCUUGGUCAAACUACCCUGUAUCCACUGCUUGGAUGAUGAAGCAUGUGUGGGAUCGAUAUGACUAUUCCCAAGACCUUGAGUGGUAUCGGUCUUCCGGGUACCCGAUGAUCAAGGGGGUGGCACAAUACUGGCUCUCAAUGCUGACCUCGGAUGAAUAUUUCAAAGAUGGAUCUUUGGUCGCCGUUCCUUGCAACUCACCAGAGCAUGGUCCCACAACUUUUGGCUGUGCACAUUGGCAACAGCUCAUUUGGGAGCUCUUCGAUCAUAUCAUCAGGGACUGGGAGGCUUCUGGUGACAAGGAUGACGGCUUCCUCCAGAACGUGAAGGAGGCAUAUCACAGUAUCGACAGUGGUGUUCACGUUGGCUCAUGGGGUCAGAUUAAAGAGUGGAAACUGGAGAAAGAUCAGAAAAACGACACUCACCGUCAUCUCUCCGAGCUUUAUGGGUGGUACCCAGGAUAUGCCAUUUCCGGGGUGCACGCAAACAAUCAAACCAUCAUAGAUGCUGUCACUACUACCCUCUAUUCCCGUGGCGAUGGAACGGCAGAUGCUAAUACGGGAUGGGAGAAAGUAUGGCGCUCUGCCUGUUGGGCAGCGCUGAACAACACAGAUCAGGCAUACAAGGAACUUAAGUACAGUAUUGACAUGAACUUCGCGCCGAACGGCCUCUCUGGCUCCACGUCAGCCGCACCGCCCUUCGAUCUCUCCACGCCUUUCCAGAUAGAUGCCAACUUCGGCAUUGCCGGCGCCGCACUCGCAAUGCUGGUGACUGAUUUACCGCAGGCAUUUGGUGAUACCAGCACCCACCAAAUUAUCUUAGGUCCCGCCAUCCCGCGUGCGUGGGGACUGGGUUCGGUCAAGGGGCUGAAACUUCGUGGAGGUGGAAGUGUGGCUUUCAAGUGGGAUAACGAUGUGUUUGAUCGGAAUGGCCAUGUAUUAGCGAAGCAUUAG
This is a messenger RNA of Penicillium coprophilum, 2304 nucleotides long. Its product is annotated as glycoside hydrolase family 95 protein. Gene Ontology annotation, molecular function: alpha-L-fucosidase activity. Lineage: Eukaryota; Fungi; Ascomycota; Eurotiomycetes; Eurotiales; Aspergillaceae. Gene Ontology annotation, biological process: carbohydrate metabolic process. Bases 1 to 2304 code for a protein of 767 amino acids. The record is from RefSeq and is a predicted model, not a curated record. The transcript is spliced from 12 exons.